Molecule: messenger RNA, 2436 nt
Organism: Heterocephalus glaber (naked mole-rat)
Lineage: Eukaryota; Metazoa; Chordata; Mammalia; Rodentia; Bathyergidae
Gene: Cnot11
Product: CCR4-NOT transcription complex subunit 11
Cellular component (GO): CCR4-NOT complex
Source: RefSeq, a predicted model, not a curated record
CCUCGCUUUUGCCCGGCGCUGUCCCUGUCGUCCACAGCCGUCUGUCUUCCACGGCGUGUGUUGUUUGCGACGCUGUCGUGUCACAGCGCGCUUUACGGCCGCGAGGACGGGGCGCUCGGGCGCCAGGGCCACUCGGGCCGGGAAGCAGGGCGGGCGGGCGAGGUUGAUGCCCGGCGGCGGGGCGAGCGCGGCGUCUGGCCGGCUCCUCAGCGCCGCGGAGCAGAGGGGGGCCCGGGAGGCGGCGGCGGCGCCCAGGAGCGGCCCGGGGGGUCCCGGCGGCAGGGGCGGAGCGGGCGGCCCCGGGCCGGGGAGUGCAGGCCCGGGGGGCUCGGCGGGCAGGAUGAGCCUGAGCCCGAAGGAGCUCUCGAGCCUGCUGAGCAUCAUCUCUGAGGAGGCGGGCGGCGGCAGUACCUUCGAGGGCCUGUCCACCGCCUUCCACCACUAUUUCAGCAAGGCCGACCAUUUCCGCCUGGGCUCGGUGCUCGUGAUGCUGCUGCAGCAGCCCGAUCUGCUGCCCAGCGCGGCGCAGCGGCUCACUGCGCUCUACUUGCUGUGGGAGAUGUACCGCACCGAGCCGCUGGCCGCCAACCCCUUCGCCGCCAGCUUCGCGCACCUGCUCAACCCCGCGCCGCCCGCGCGCGGUGGCCACGAACCCGACCGCCCGCCGCUCUCAGGAUUUUUACCUCCUAUAACUCCACCAGAAAAGUUUUUUCUUUCCCAGCUGAUGCUGGCACCCCCAAGGGAGCUCUUCAAAAAGACUCCUCGACAGAUUGCACUGAUGGACGUGGGAAACAUGGGCCAGUCCGUGGACAUCAGUGGGCUCCAGUUAGCCUUGGCUGAGCGCCAGUCAGAACUGCCAACGCAGAGUAAAGCCAGCUUCCCUAGUAUUCUCAGUGACCCAGACCCGGAUUCUUCUAAUUCUGGAUUUGACAGCUCAGUGGCUUCUCGGAUCACAGAAUCUUUGGUCAGUGGACCCAAACCACCUAUUGAAAGCCAUUUUCGGCCCGAAUUUAUCCGUCCACCACCUCCGCUGCAUAUUUGUGAAGAUGAACUGGCUUGGCUCAAUCCCACAGAGCCCGACCAUGCGAUUCAGUGGGAUAAGUCCAUGUGUGUUAAGAAUAGCACCGGGGUGGAGAUCAAGCGAAUCAUGGCCAAAGCCUUCAAAAGUCCCCUAUCGUCUCCCCAGCAAACACAGCUCCUUGGUGAGUUGGAGAAAGACCCCAAACUUGUUUAUCACAUUGGCCUCACUCCAGCCAAACUUCCAGACCUAGUGGAAAACAACCCUCUGGUUGCUAUAGAGAUGCUGCUGAAAUUAAUGCAAUCCAGCCAGAUCACCGAGUACUUCUCUGUCCUGGUCAACAUGGACAUGUCCUUACACUCAAUGGAAGUCGUAAAUCGACUAACUACAGCUGUCGAUCUACCUCCUGAAUUUAUUCACCUUUAUAUAUCAAAUUGCAUCUCUACUUGUGAACAAAUUAAGGAUAAGUAUAUGCAGAAUCGCUUGGUGCGUCUUGUGUGUGUCUUUCUCCAGUCCUUGAUCCGUAACAAAAUUAUUAAUGUGCAGGACUUGUUUAUUGAAGUACAGGCUUUCUGUAUUGAAUUCAGUAGGAUACGAGAAGCUGCAGGCCUGUUCCGGUUGUUGAAGACACUGGAUACUGGGGAGACACCUUCAGAGACCAAAAUGUCAAAAUAAUACCUCACUAGAAGCACCCUAUUCAUUGUUCAACGGUAUUGUGAUUCAUUUUUAAAACUAUUUUUUAAAAUUCAAGAGUGGAUUGCUUGCUCUAAUACAUAAACAUUUAUGUACUUAAAGCAAAAUUUUGCUUUUCCUGGAUGACUUUUUUUUCCCUAUAGAUGAACUUUUGGUAAGGACCUGGGAAAAAGUGUCUUGAUAACUAUCCAUAAAUGGACCCCUUAUCCCCAAAAAAGAUAUCGAAAGAAAGGAGGUGAUUCAUUCUUAUUCCUUUUUUUGUGGUAGAACUAAAGAACAAACUGCCUGUUUUUGGUUAAAAGGCAAGAUACAGGGUUCUGUCCAGUUUUCCUAGGGUUCCAGUGUUAAAGACAUUUUAAGAAUUUAAUACUUUGCUUGUGGCAGUGACAACAGUUGAGUGUAGCUCUUACCAUCUCUUGAAGGCGCCUGAACCAAGGCUGCACUUGUAAUUGUCCUGCUUUUUGUCCUGGGCCUCUUCUAAAUAUGGGAGCUUUUUCAGGAAUCUUUUCUAGGAUUAUUUUCUUUUAUUCCCCACUUGAGAUGGUCCUGUUAUUAGCCAUUUUUUGGUCUUAUUUUUAAGGAAAAAUGAGUAAUGUUUUGGGAAGUGGUGUCACCCCCAGGAGCCGUUGCCUGUGGGGGGUUGGAGAUGGGAGCAGGGGUGGUGCCUGGCUGUCAUCCCAUGACUUUGGAUAACAGUGCCUUCCAUUAAAGUUCUUUAUUACCAA